Molecule: messenger RNA, 2946 nt
Organism: Pseudozyma hubeiensis SY62
Lineage: Eukaryota; Fungi; Basidiomycota; Ustilaginomycetes; Ustilaginales; Ustilaginaceae
Product: transcription factor
Exons: 2
Coding region: 1-2946 (981 amino acids)
Biological process (GO): regulation of DNA-templated transcription; DNA-templated transcription
Molecular function (GO): DNA-binding transcription factor activity, RNA polymerase II-specific; zinc ion binding; DNA binding
Source: RefSeq, a predicted model, not a curated record
AUGGCGAUGGCUCUGACCGCGCUGCCCCUCACGGUGACUCCUUCUUCUCUCGUCAAGGGCAACGUGGCGGCCCAUGCAUGGACCGAGCCAGCCGACACUGACGAGGCAGCUCAAUGCCUCGUUUCCAUGUCUUCAUCCAACAACAGCACCAGCCAUACAGGCAAGCAAAGCGACGUGAUUGCAAGCCUCGCUACGCCGACGCCCGCCCGCGCCCCACAUAGCAAACCCGACCGUCUGUCGCUAGCGUGCAAUCCAUGUCGCAAGCGCAAGGUACGCUGCGAUGCACACCAACCCAAGUGUCACAACUGCAUCCGGCGCGGCGAUGUGUGCGUCACGUCGGAUCCACGAAAGGCUGGCGCACCGCCUGCGGUACGCCAGAAGGCCACUCGACGUCACACGGGUCCGUCGCUGAGUGCACUCCAACGCGCUCGCGAAGUUGAACAGAAGGAGCAGCGACAGCUCUUGCUUCAGUCUCGGCGCGAUCAGUGGUCUGUCGGAUCCACAGGCACGCCCGACGGCAUCGAAUCAGAACUCGAUGAUGAUGAGCCUGUUGAACAAGACCAAGAUGACGACGUCGACCUGUUCGGCUCUGACCUGGUUUCGGACCCAAUACAAGACCGACAAACACAGCCCAUCAGCGCCGCUUCUCUACAGAGUCCGCGUUCGAUCGGAUCGAGCUCUACACUUCAUAGCAGCACGCCACUUGUCGAACUCGUUCGAUCUUCAAGCGCCUCGCUGAUCAGGACUCGCAACAGAAACAACAGCAGCAGCAACACGGGCGGUGACACCGAACUUCCUACGUGGGUGUCUCGAGCUUACAAGGAAGUCUCUGCGGCGCACGCCCCAAGCAUCGAUCAGCUACAGACAAGCACAGAGCACGACGAGCAACAGCAGCCGCAUUCGACGGUAGCCACGCCGGAUGUGGUCAUCAACACAGACGGAUCGCCGAACCGAUUCAAGGUGCUGGGAGGCAGCAGCCUACAGUACCUCUUCAAAUUUACAGACGUCUGUCUAGCCAGCUAUGGGUUCGACGCAACAGCGCCGCUCUUCAGGCACGGCUUGACUCCGAGCGACGACUUUGUGAUGCCCCUCUUUCCGACGCUACCAGAUCUGCCGGCACAGCGCGUACUGUCGCACUGCAUCGACAUUUUCUUUGCUCGUGUCUGGCCCGCGUUUCCUGCUCUCGAUCGCGACGCAGUGCAGGCGGAAGCGGAUCUCUUGCUGGAAUUGCAAGCCGAGGAGCCCUCAACCUUGCCCUCCACGGCGCGACCAGCCGAGAGCUUGCAGAGCAAAGUGCGGUCGAGCCAGGUGCCCGGUCUGGUCGUACUCUACGCGAUCAUCUGCAUCGGUCUCCACGAGACGUCGCCGGCAGAUCCCGUACUGGAGCAGGUGAGGCGCAAUGCGGCCCCGUAUCUGACGGCGUGCUACAGUCUGCACGCGCAUCUCACUGCGAUGCCAUACCAAUCGAGCGUUCAAGCGCUGCUGCUGGUCGCUCUCGCGCUCCGAGCCUGUGGCAAAGACGGUCAAGCAUGGUACAUUUUGGGUCUAGCGCUUCGACUCGCCAUGUCGCUCGGUCUUCACAAGAGUGUCGAAACGCCUCAGCAACGUGGUCUGCCGCCAAACAGCUCGGCGAGCCUUCGACGACGCCUUUGGUGGUCGUGUUUCUCGCUCGAGAGGCUGCUGCAGCUGGAAAAUGGUCGUCCGUCCAGCAUCGACUCGACGCAAGAUUACGGGUCCCUGGACGCCAAUCUCACCAUACGACUGCCUGGGUUCGGACUUUGGCGGCCUGGUCAGACGUCGGACAGCGAUAGCAGCCCCAACAGUGACGAACAAGACCACCACGUGGUGAGUCCGGAAGAGGCAGAAGCGUACGACCUACCCGAGCAAAGAACGAAUCGCCUGUUCACCGCAUGGGUCUCACUCUCGGCCAUCAUGGGCCAGAUCUCGGAUCGCUUCUACAAUCAUCGCUUUGGUCAUGCCACCGAGCUGCUCGGUGAGACGGCAAGGUUGGCGCAGUGUCUGACCAAAUGGGAGGCGAGUCUACCGCCAAGCCUCAAACCGGGAAGCAGCUCUUUUGCGGGCAACGUGGAUCACGCGCACGUCGCCAUCGCCUUUCUGGCACAGCAAUACUACCAUGCCAAGAUGGCUGUGCUGCGAAUCGCCAUUUUGUUCCCCCCGCAAGGUUUCCAGAAAGAAGUGCAGAAGCGUGCGCUCGAGCUUGCCGACAUUGGACAGCUGCUGGGAGCUGCAUCGCAGUGCGUCGGUGCAGCGCGCAGCCUGAUCCAUCUGAACCUGCAGCUGGCGGAUUCUGGGAUUCACUCGACGCUCGUGGGAGUGCAGCAGAUCUUCUUGGCCAGCAUUGUACUCGCGCUCAGCAUCUUGCGCAGUCCACGCAGCAGGCUUGUUCGCUCAGAUGUCGAGUUGCUCACCGAAGCUACAAGUCAUGUCGAAAGCUGCUACGAGUCAUGGGGCUACCCUGCUGCUUUCUUGACCAUCUUUUCGAGGCUAAGAGACCGAACUACGGCCAUCUCGAGAGGGCAGGCACUGCCCAUUGCGCCGCUGUCGUCGCUCAUUGCCAACGGAAAUGCCGCCAUGCAGGCCAAGAGUCGAGUCGCAUCCGCGCACCACAGCCGAAGAACAAGCCACAUUCACGGAUCUCAAGCAUGGAUCGGCGAGGCUGCCACUCCAGCUGGAAGAGAGGACAUUUUACUGUCAGACGAGCAGUCACAAGAACCUACCCAUCAUCAGACCGAAGCAUGUUCGAAAGAGGUACACGCGGAACACUCGAUAUCGGCAUCCUUGUUCGCCAACAGCAACGGGCUCGACGGUAGCAACGCAGGCUCAGGCGGCGUACUGCCAUUCACGAGCGAGACAGGCAUGGAAGCUUUCACCAGCAUGGACUUUGAGGACUUUUGGGACAUGCUCAAGGCCGACAUCUUCAUGUAA